AUGUUUUCGCCGACACGCGCAAACAAUACCGAAAGCAAAUCGAAUGAGCUAACCUUAACUGCGAGUGUUGGCGCGACAACGUGUACGCUACCCAGCUCAAAUGUUCCAGACCUUUCGCUGCAUGGUUUCUCGCAAAUUGCUACAUCUAUAGAUGGGUACGCACAGGCAGGGGAACGUGCGCGUGUAAGUAACGUGACUGCAACAAUAGAUCUGGGUGCUAAAGGCUCGCAAUGUGCUACAUCUAUAGAUGGGAACGCACCGGCGAGCUGCGCUACUGAGGGUAGUUAUGCGGCACCUACGACAAUCAGGCAGGGCAAUCCUUCAUUCGAUUCUGUACUAAAUUUGCAAGCGCUAAGGCAAGUAUUUACACCACCUAAUAUGGUAAGAGCAGAUAUUUUCUCGCCAGACAAUCCAUUUGAUACCGAAGCUCCGCAUGGAGCUGUUUCGAGUCCACCUGUUGCGUGGCCCGCAAACUCCACGGUUCCUAUUAGUAUGCCUCCGCGUUCAGGGUAUAUAUCUACAUCAACACAGCCAUUUCAUUUCUAUAUACCUAGUAGUCAGUAUGCUCCUCUAAGCACUACAACGCAACGAACGCACGUCUUAGGCACAAGUCACCCCUUCCAUUCCACCACUCUUCAUUAUGACGACGGCUUAGCAGGUGCCGGGUUCAGCGCACCACAAACCACGCCAUAUCAAACCGUACAAACUACAAAACAAGCAUCGCACUCAACCACAGUUCCCGCUAAUCAACAAUUUCGUUUUUAUAAUGCGAACUCAGUUCCAAUAACUGCGCCUGUUCCGACAGUUUCUUCGACGGGCAUAUUCACCGCUUCGAUUCCAUCGCAUGUACCUGGUGGUUUCUACAGUAGGCAACAAGGCGCGAAUGGGUAUGCUUCGCUUUCUCAGGGCCCAAUGGUCGAUUGCACAUUGUCCACAAUGCAGAUAGCAUCCAGGCAGGUUGUAAAUAAAGAGUUACCGGCAUUUUCUGGCAAACCAGAAGAAUGGCCUUUAUUCAUUGUUAAUUAUGAGCAAUCGACUGAGCGGUGCGGAUUUUCAGAAGCGGAGAAUCUUAUCCGCCUUCAACGCUGUCUGAAAGGUGCUGCUUUAGAAGUAGUUAAAGGCAAACUAAUGACACCUUCAACCGUAACACAAGCCAUCGAAACUCUUCGCAUGUUAUACGGCAGACCUGCCGUCAUACACCAAGCAUUACAACGAAAGUUAAGGAAGGAGCCGGCAGUUCGGCACGACAACUUAGAAACUCUUAUACAGUUUGCUCUUGCGGUCCAGAACUACCGUUCGACUAUGCAUGCUAUUGGACUUUCGGCGUACUUAAACGACCCAAUGCUUCUGUCCGAUUUAUUAAGUAAGCUGCCAAGCGACUUAAAACUCGAAUGGGGUAGGCAGGUAGUAAAUAUGACAGAAACUGAUUUAGAUAAAUUUGACGACUGGCUCUUUAAAUUAGCGACGUGUGCUAGUCAGGUAGUCUCUGUGAGCGCAACAACAACUGUAAGCGAGAUAAAAGGAAAACACUCGAAGUCCAGACUUCUAGUGCAUGACGUAGUUGAAAAUAAUAGCAAUAAAGUGAAGGGCCAUCCACAACAACAAUGCCUUUAUUGUCAAGAAGAUCAUAAUUUGCAAAAAUAUGAUGUAAAGGCGCUUAAUGAUACUGCUGUUAUGCUACAUACUAAAAUAGAAUCAAAUAAAAUAAUGUUUCGUUAUGUUCCGGUCACGUUAUAUGGAAAGACACAUUCAAUAGAAACGUAUGCGCUAGUCGACGAAGGGUCAGCAUGUACUUUACUGGAAAGUGACAUCGCGUCGAGUUUAAGCCUGCAAGGACCGUCCCGAGAGCUCUGCUUAAGAUGGACUGGAGAUAUCACCCAAUCCGAUCCAACUUCAAAACUGGUAAGUGUUGACAUCUCAUCAAGCGACAAUUCGUCGCGAUACACCUUGCGUAAUGUUCGCACAGUGGCAAACCUCGACCUUCCCAUGCAAACACUAUCUGAAUCGGUAUUGAAUUCUCGUAAACAGUUAAACAAAUUGCCGAUAAAGCCUUAUGAGUCUGUGCGUGCUACUAUUCUGGUCGGCAUAGAUAAUGCGAAACUGGGCGUACCUUUGGAAGUGAGAGAAACUAAAGGCGAUCAUCUCAUUGCCGCUAAAUGUAGAUUAGGUUGGGCGGUGUAUGGCCGCGUCAGCGCUGUUUGUGAGACUUCCAACAGAGUUUUACAUAUUUGUCCGUGCACUGCCACAGAACGCCUGGAUGACAUUAUUAAAGCUAACUACGCUUUAGAAGCGGUAGGUGUAUGUAAAACCGACGACCCCCUAAAAUCCAAAGCAGAUGAGCGCGCGUAUGCUAUUAUGAGAUCCACAACUAGAUACCUGCCUCUUGAAAAGAGAUACGAGACAGGACUGUUGUGGAAGUUUGACAAGAUAGUCACGCCCAACUCUCUGCCUAUGGCAAUGCGGCGUUUGAAUUGCCUUGAAGAAAAAAUGAUACGGGAUCCUAAGCUGAUGGAUUUUUUAAACAAUAAAAUUAGCAGCUACGAAGAAAAAGGUUAUAUCCGUAAGCUGAAGAAAGGCGAAUCUAUCGUAUCAGAAAAGACCUGGUUCUUACCCAUCUUCACAGUUGCGAACAAAAACAAGAACAAAACUCGGAUCGUAUGGGAUGCCGCCGCUGCGGUUGAGAACGUUUCGUUAAAUAGUUAUUUGAUGUCAGGCCCAGAUCUUUUAACGUCCCUAAUCGGCACACUGAUGCGAUUUCGCGAACGGCGCGUGGCUAUCGCAGGGGACAUCCGUGAAAUGUUCCAUCAAAUUCGUAUAAGAGAUGAGGACCAAGCGUCUCAAUUAUUUUUAUGGCGGAACGGAAAUCGGUCGAGGCAACCUGAUGUGUAUGCAAUGAUGGUAAUGACUUUCGGAGCCGCCUGCUCACCGUCUUUGGCAAACUAUGUGAAAAACGAAAACGCAUCGGGUUUCAGCAAUAUAUACGCGCAUGCAGUCAACACGAUUCAUAAAAAUACCUAUGUUGACGAUUGGUUACACAGUGCUGACGACGAAGAAGAGUUGAUCGAAUUGGCAUCACAAGUUAAGUAUAUACAUGGAGAGGGCGGCUUCGAAAUGCACAAUUGGCUCUCUAACUCAGAAAGAGUGCAGCAAGCGAUUUCAGGUUCGAAAACACAAGCAGAGAAGUGCCUUGAGGAAUCAGGUACCUUGGUUGAAAAGGUUUUGGGAAUGUGGUGGCUUCCACAAACGGAUGAACUGACUUUCGUGGAGAGGUUUGACAAGUCGGUCUUCGAGGAAAGUGCUGUCUACACAAAGCGUAUUAUUCUGCGCAUCAUCAUGACGAUUUAUGAUCCCCUGGGAUUAUUGGGGUUUUAUUUAAUCCGGGCAAAAAUCAUAAUGCAAAACGUUUGGCGUAGCGGCGUGAAUUGGGAUGAUGCGAUUGGCGCUAAAGAACGGGAGGAGUGGCAAUCAUGGGUGCGAUUACUGCCUGAAAUAGGCUCUCCGG
This is a messenger RNA of Rhagoletis pomonella (apple maggot), 3502 nucleotides long. RefSeq lists its product as uncharacterized. The record is from RefSeq and is a predicted model, not a curated record. NCBI's taxonomy places the organism in Eukaryota, Metazoa, Arthropoda, Insecta, Diptera, Tephritidae. The transcript is spliced from 2 exons. The annotation marks the transcript as partial.